UGGAUUUCCUUUUUCCACGCAACUCAAAACCAUGGGCACAUUUCAAUACCAAAACCAUCUGCUCUUCCUGUCUACUCUCAAAUCUUUAUAUGUAUUGAUGCUAUUUACUCUCUCUCUCUCUCUCUCUCUCUCUCUCUCUCUCACUCAUAAUAGUCUCGUUUGAUGUGAUCCACCACCAUUUUUGCUUCUUAUUAUAUAAUCUCUCCACCUCUUGUUCUCUUGCUUUAUAGAUUUUGAUCCGGAUUUUAGGUGAAUAGUUGAAAAAAGCUAAAGAUCUUAGAAACCUGAUAAAACCCAUUCAACCAAACCCAAUAUGAGGAGUUUCUGCAAUUCUGAUCUCUGACGAAGAUUCCUCAAAGUCUUCACUUUCUGGGGCCUUGAGCUAAAUUUCAAUCUCUUAGUAUUGUUUUCUAUGGACACCAAUAGAAUGCAGGGAGGAAUGAUUCCGGGUAUGGCUUCUGGAAUGCUGGGUUUAGAGAUGCCUCUGCAUCAAAAUCCACAACAACAGCAGCAGAUGAUGAGCUUCGGCCCUCACGAUAACGAUCUUCACUCGCAGUCUCAACAACCUGUAAUGAAACAGCAACCCUAUCAUUACAACACCAAAGAUAAGCAGCAACAACAACAACAAUGGAGUGACGAAGAUGAGCCCGGAUUCAAUGGCGACGACGGCGGAGGAGACGGGAAGAAGCGAACAUCUCCAUGGCAGAGGAUGAAAUGGACGGACAACAUGGUGACGCUCCUCAUUAUGGUUGUCUUCUACAUCGGAGACGAUGGUGGCGGCGAAGCCAUCGCCACCGCCACCGCCACCGCCACCGACCCUUCCGGCACAGGAAAAAAGAAGUCCGGUGGGUUGUUACAGAAGAAAGGCAAGUGGAAAACUGUAUCUAAGGCGAUGAUGGAGAGGGGUUUCUAUGUUUCUCCACAGCAGUGCGAAGACAAGUUCAAUGAUCUCAAUAAGAGGUAUAAGAGGGUUAACGAUAUCCUCGGAAAGGGUACAGCUUGUAAGGUUGUGGAGAACCAGAGCUUACUGGACACAAUGGACAAUAUAUCCCCUAAGAUGAAAAAGGAGGUAAAGAAGCUACUCAAUUCCAAGCACCUUUUCUUCAGGGAGAUGUGUGCUUACCACAACACCUGCGCUGUCAGUGGCGGUGCCGCCGCCUUUGCAUCUGCCCAUCACUCCGCCGCCGAGGUUGCUGUGGAACCUGCCCAUCAUCCAUCUCAACAACGCUGCUUCCAUUCUUCGGAAGCUAAUGCCAUUCUUGCUAAUUCAAGAGGCAGGGCUGAUGGAGAGGGAUUGAAAGUGGGUAGGGGAGGAAGCCGGGAAGAGGAAGGAGAUGACGAAGAUGACGACGACGAUGAUGAAGAUGACGACGAUGAGGAUGAAGAGGAGGAGGAAGAAGAGACAGAAGAAAGUAGGGGUCACAAGAAUCACAACGGUUACAGAGGAGCGGAAGAAGAGGUAUUGGGAUCAAGGAAGAGGCAGAGAAGAGGGGUUUUCGGUUCUUCUGCUUCUCCAUCAUCGUUGUCGCCGGCAAUGCAUCAACUGAGCUCGGAGUUGUUCAGUGUGCUUCAAGAUGGGACGAAGAGCGAGUGGGAACAAAGGCAGUGGAUGAGGAACAAGUUGUAUCAAUUGGAAGAGCAGAAAGUGAGGUACCAGCACGAAGCAUUCGAGCUGGAGAAGCAGAGAUUGAAAUGGAUUAAAUUUAGUGGGAAGAAGGAGAGGGAGAUGGAGAAAACGAAGCUUGAGAAUGAUCGAAUGAGACUUGAAAAUGAGAGAAUGGUUCUUCUCCUUCGUCAGAAAGAGCUUGAAUUGCUUGAUCUUCAGCAGCAGCAACAACAACAUCAUCAGCAACUUUCAUCCAAUAGAAGGCCCGACCCAUCUUCCAUCACUGGAUGAUUUGUUACUAAAGAUUAUCUAGAUUAGAUUUAUGUUAACCUCUCCAUCCCCCUGCCCCACCAUUUCUCUUUUUGGGAAAGAUUUUCAUUAUUGCCCAUUCUCUAAAUUUUCUUCUUGUAUAAACAAGUAGCUAGAUCUUUCAUUUCUAUUUUGGGGAGUUUUUCUUAACCUACCUAAUUUUUCUUCCCUUGUACUAUAUGGGGAAAUGAAUGCAACGAAGCAUUAUUAGUAA
Macadamia integrifolia is the source of this 2129-nucleotide messenger RNA. Its product is annotated as scaffold attachment factor B1. The record is from RefSeq and is a predicted model, not a curated record. NCBI's taxonomy places the organism in Eukaryota, Viridiplantae, Streptophyta, Magnoliopsida, Proteales, Proteaceae. The transcript has a single exon. Bases 413 to 1897 code for a protein of 494 amino acids.